AUGUCCAGGGCACCGAUCCUCAUUACUGGCGCCUCCAGCUACGUUGGCGCCCAUGUUCUCAAGCAAUUCCUCUCCGAGGGCACUCCAGUCCGAGGCGUCGUACGCUCUCAAUCUUCGGCGGACCGCGUCUUGAAGGUGAAUGGCGAAUAUGCUUCACUUCUCAAAUUCGCCAUUGUCCCCGAUAUUACGGCGCCAUGUGCUUUUGACGAGGCUGUUCAAGGCGUUGAAGGCGUCAUCCAUAUUGCCUCGCCUUUCACCGCGAAUAUUCAAGACAGGGAAAAGGAAAUGCUUAUUCCCGCUAUCGAGGGUACAAAGCAGGUGCUCGAAUCGGUCUAUAAAUGCGCGCCUCAGGUGAAGCGCGUCGUCAUGACGGCUUCGUUCGCGUCCAUUGUCGACGUGAGCAAGGGCCUCCGAGACGGUUACGUCUAUGAUGAGAAAGAUUUCAAUCCCGCCACGUAUGAGGAGGCCAAGUCCGAGGAGACUAGCCCUGUUUUUGCGUAUUGCGCCUCCAAGGCGCUGGCCGAGAAGGCAGCAUGGAAGUUUGUGGAUGAAAAGAAGCCUCACUUCUCUCUCACUGUUAUCAACCCGCCUGUCAUUUACGGACCUAACCUACACUACAUCGACGAUCUCAACAAACUGAAUACCUCGUCGGCCAUGUUCUAUUCUUUGAUGAACGGCUCCCGCACCGAAGUACCGCCAACCGCCUUCUGGGCCAUAGUUGAUGUGCGCGAUGUCGCGCUGGCUCACAAAAGGGCAUACUAUAAGCCGGAAGCAGGAGGUCAGCGUUAUCUGACCACUUGGGGCCGCUUUAGCUUCCAGCAAAUCUGUGACAUUCUGCGGGAAGAGUUCCCUGAACUCCGUGACCGUGUCCCGGUUGGCAAUCCCGGAGAGCCCAUCACCGGCGUAUACAAUGUGGACAACUCUAAGGUGAAGAGGGAACUCGGAAUAGAAUUUAUUCCGCUGCGACAGAUUGUGGUCGAUACGGCGAAGAAUUUCCUGGAAAUUGAAAAGCGCCUUGCCACAACUAAGGAGCUACGGAAUUAG
Trichoderma citrinoviride is the source of this 1044-nucleotide messenger RNA. Its product is annotated as NAD(P)-binding protein. The transcript has a single exon. Lineage: Eukaryota; Fungi; Ascomycota; Sordariomycetes; Hypocreales; Hypocreaceae. Bases 1 to 1044 code for a protein of 347 amino acids. Gene Ontology annotation, molecular function: oxidoreductase activity, acting on the CH-OH group of donors, NAD or NADP as acceptor. The record is from RefSeq and is a predicted model, not a curated record.